CGGCCGGGCGCUGCGCAUGCAAAAAUAACGACAGUCGCUAAGAUUGACAGAAAAAAGUAGUAGGUGUCCUAGAUAUGUUGUGAAAUAACUGGCAGCAUUGCUUGCCACCCCGGUCGACGCAAUGCCACUUCAUGGACUCAUCGUCCCCGAUACUUUCGCGCUGACGAUGUAUUUUGACCUUGUAGAUCGAGUCCUAGCGAUUGCCUAUUAAUUCAUCUAGUCGAGGUUAUCGGUGUUCUGUCACCGGAAGCGGUCAACCUUCCCCCUUAGCCCCUUAUCGGGGUCAUUAUGAUACAGGAUUCACUUAGCUCAUGACUUCAGGUCCAGCCAUUGUUGACCACCAGACUAUAUAAAUCCUGGGCCCGGCAAAUAUGGAACGCUGAACCCUUGUCCUUUCCCAAUUGUCAAACCCCUUUCUCAAAAAGCUCUCCUGUGUUGCGGAGAUGGUCCAAUCUAAGCUUUUCGCUAUUCUUCCUCUCCUUCUCGUGGCACACGCUCAGUCACCCACGUAUACUGCUACUUAUGUGCCUUCUGAUGCACCCUAUCAGAGUGAGCAGGGUCAGACAGGGACGAACCAAUGUGGAACUGGGUACAACCAGACUUCUGAAUGCCAAAAUACUUAUAUGAAUGAUGUGCAAGACUGGUGUGUUUGGAGCCCUCCUGAGCCUGGUCCAAACUCUGUCAUUGGUGACACUGAGCAAAUAGAAGUGGCGUGGUGCAUGAAGAGUGGCUAUGGAACACGUCUGAUUCCUGAUGGGACGAUCACGGGAGCACACUUUGUUGUAACGCCCGACUACGUUCAGGUCACUGGUGUCGGUAAUCUAACUUAUCUCAACAUACCCAAUGGCGACGAGGGAGGAGAGCUGGAUCCUCACGGUGCCACUGGCAAUGGUAAUCCCAUCGGCGGACUUGUCUUUUCCAGUGCCUUUGGACAGAUAGAACAGAUGCACGAAUGGACGAAUUUCGUUUCAUAUAAUCAAUUCUGCUUCCGCGCCUGCAAGCCCGCCGUCGAUGCACCGACCCUAUG
Messenger RNA from Serpula lacrymans var. lacrymans S7.9, 1027 nucleotides. RefSeq lists its product as uncharacterized. The annotation marks the transcript as partial. Lineage: Eukaryota; Fungi; Basidiomycota; Agaricomycetes; Boletales; Serpulaceae. The record is from RefSeq and is a predicted model, not a curated record. The transcript has 7 exons.